Dendronephthya gigantea is the source of this 941-nucleotide messenger RNA. Its product is annotated as CD151 antigen-like. The record is from RefSeq and is a predicted model, not a curated record. Gene Ontology annotation, cellular component: membrane. Bases 125 to 415 code for a protein of 96 amino acids. Lineage: Eukaryota; Metazoa; Cnidaria; Anthozoa; Malacalcyonacea; Nephtheidae. The transcript has 4 exons.
CACUGUGUGUUGUGUUGACACUUGAGAACCACUUCCUCAAAACAUUCAGAAAGAAUUUGAUAUCAGGAAAGAGUUAAAAGGUUCUUUAUUCCUCACGACUGGUAGUUCAUCAGUCAAGACGAUCAUGGCUUUCGGCGACAAAAUCUUCUCAACGAGCGGAGGCAAAUGCAUUCGGAAUCUUCUUAUUGCUGUCAAUGUUUUAUUUUUGCUUGGGGGAUUGGCCAUUCUUAGUUUGGGGAUCUGGGUUCAAGUGGAGAAAGGUGAUUAUGUUGCUCUAGCUGACUCAGAUACAGGUUUGACUGGAGCAAUACUUCUCAUCGUGGUUGGUUGUUUGACUGCUCUCAUAUCUGUUUUUGGUUUCAUGGGAGCAAUAAAGCGCAGUGCUAUCUUGUUGUGGUUUGUAAGUUUGAAUUAAUGAUUGCCAUUUAUCGUAUGCAAAAUGACCUCGUAAACUGUAAUUUGGCGCUAUCUUAGUUGAUUUUUAGUAUAUUUCACUCUAAGAAGAAAAAACUAAAUUAUUUCGAUGACGAAUACCUUGCCAUUUUCUCGGGUUAUUUCAUGCAAUUCAUUAGUAUACGCAAGACGUCGUAACAGGAACUGUGUUCAUUUCAUUUUAAUAAAUUGAUCUCCAUAUUGUUAUAAUUGUUCAAAUCCAGUUAAAGAAAUUGAAAGUACCCCCCAAAGGUAGCCACCAUGACAUAAUUUUAUUACCAUUGGUCAUGAUGAUAAUCUCAUGCACAAAUUUUAAUUCUUAACGAGGUUCGGCCAUUUUUUGUAUCGAUUCCUAGGAAUGGCUGGGCUAAUUUGCUGUUUAUUCAUCCACUAAUAAUGGAAUGUGGGAAAAUUCCAGUAAUCUUUCUAAACAUAUAAUGACUCUUAGCAAAUUUAUUUAAUUCUAAAAAUUAUGGCAGAAGUAGUGAAGUAAAUAUUGUUAUGAUUCU